Messenger RNA from Larimichthys crocea (large yellow croaker), 3631 nucleotides. It is a transcript of the gene loxl2a, whose product is annotated as lysyl oxidase-like 2a. Gene Ontology annotation, cellular component: membrane. Gene Ontology annotation, biological process: collagen fibril organization; peptidyl-lysine oxidation. The transcript is spliced from 14 exons. The record is from RefSeq and is a predicted model, not a curated record. The coding region runs from base 224 to 2455 and encodes 743 amino acids. Gene Ontology annotation, molecular function: copper ion binding; protein-lysine 6-oxidase activity. NCBI's taxonomy places the organism in Eukaryota, Metazoa, Chordata, Actinopteri, Sciaenidae.
CGCGGCCAGCUGUGAGGGGAGCAGAGAAAGCAGCCAGGAGAGUACUAAAGAGUCCUGAAGAGUCCUGAAGAGUACUGAAGAGUACUGAAGGGACAAAGAACCGCUGCUCCACACCUCAUCCUCCACAACAGGUUGGAAACCUCGAAGUCUGCCUCUUGUAAAGGGUGUGCUGCUUGUUCUUCGCCUGUCAGAAUCACUGUCUUUUUCUCCCUCGUCCUGCAUCAUGCUGCGCCUAGGUGCCAUCCACUGUGUCUUGUCCACUUUGCUGUGUACGUGGACGCUGUGCAAUGCCCAGACAAACUCUGGCACCCCUGUAAUUCAGCUACGUCUAGCCGGAGAGAAGAGGAAACACUAUGAAGGCCGCGUGGAAGUUUUCUACAAUGGAGAGUGGGGGACAGUGUGCGAUGAUGACUUCUCCAUCUCCGCUGCCCAAGUAGUGUGCAGAGAGCUUGGCUUCAUUGAUGCAGAGACCUGGUCGCCGUCAGCCAAGUACGGAAAAGGAGAAGGCCAUAUCUGGCUAGACAAUGUGCACUGCACUGGAGGAGAGAAGAGCCUGGCUCAUUGCCAUUCCAAUGGCUUUGGUGUGUCUGACUGCAAACAUUCAGAAGAUGUUGGAGUGGUGUGUAACCAGAAGCGCAUUGCAGGCUUCAAGUUCAUCCGGAACCAGGCCAUUAACGAUGAGAGAAUGACGGUGCAGGUGGAGGAUGUGAGGAUCAGGGCCACUUACUCUCACAGAAAGAGGAUUCCCAUUACAGAUGGCUUCUUGGAGGUGAAAGAUGGAGGCAAGUGGAGACAGAUCUGUAAUGAGGGGUGGACAGAGAAGAACACCAGGGUCAUCUGUGGCAUGUAUGGCUUCCCCGGGGAGAAACGCGUGAAUACCAGACCCUAUAAAUUGCUGGCCAAGCGUCGUAAGAAGAACUACUGGGGUUUCUCUGUCAAUUGCACCGGCAAUGAGGCCGACCUGUCCGAUUGUAAGCUUGGCAGAGAAAUAGAGCUGAAGGGCAACAGCACCUGUGAUAAUGGCAUGCCUGUAGUGGUCAGCUGUGUGCCUGGACGUGCCUUCGCUCCUAGUGUCAGCGCCGGUUUCAGGAAGGCCUACAGGGUGGAGCAACCCUUGGUGCGUCUAAGAGGCGGCGCUAUGAUUGGCGAGGGGCGAGUAGAGGUGUUGAAGAAUGGAGAGUGGGGGACAGUGUGUGACGACAACUGGAACAUUCGAGCUGCCACCGUGGUGUGCCGAGAGCUGGGAUUCGGUAGCGCCAAAGAGGCCUUAACGGGUGCCAGACUGGGACAAGGGAUUGGGCCGGUCCACAUGAACGAGGUGGAGUGCUCUGGGUUUGAAAAGUCACUGACUGAGUGCUACUUCAACCGUGACGCCCUGGGCUGCAGCCAUGAGGAAGACGCAUCAGUCAGGUGUAACAUUCCUGCCAUGGGCUUCCACAAAAGACUUCGGUUAGCUGGUGGCCGUAAUCCCUAUGAGGGCCGUGUGGAGGUGCUGGCAGAGAGGAAUGGCUCUCUGGUGUGGGGCACAGUGUGCAGUGACAGCUGGGGGACCAUGGAGGCCAUGGUGGUGUGCAGACAGCUUGGCUUAGGCUUUGCCAGCCAUGCUUUCCAGGAAACAUACUACUGGCAAGGAGAUGCCUCAGCUGAUGCAAUCAUAAUGAGUGGAGUGAGAUGCUCAGGAGCUGAGUUAAGUCUGGAACAGUGUCUGCAUCACGGGAAGCACACUCACUGUCCCAAAGGAGGUGGACGCUUUGCUGCUGGAGUCUCUUGUACUCAAGCGGCCCCGGACCUGGUCCUCAAUGCCCAGUCUGUGGAGCAGACCACCUACCUGGAGGACAGACCCAUGUACGUGCUGCAGUGUGCCCAUGAGGAAAACUGUCUGUCCAGUAGUGCUGACAAAGCCGACCCCAGCUCCUACCGCCGCCUUCUCCGCUUCUCCUCCCAGAUCCACAACAACGGCCAGGCAGACUUCAGACCACGGGCAGCACACCACUCCUGGAUCUGGCAUGAGUGUCACAGACAUUACCACAGUAUGGAGGUGUUCACCCAUUAUGACUUGCUGAGUCUAAAUGGCACUAAAGUGGCAGAGGGACACAAAGCCAGCUUCUGUCUGGAGGACACUCAUUGUGAAGAAGGUAUCCAGAAGAGGUAUGAAUGUGCAAACUUCGGGGCACAGGGCAUCACAGUUGGCUGCUCGGAUACCUACAGGCACGACAUUGACUGUCAGUGGAUAGACAUCACAGACUUGAAGCCCGGCGACUACAUCUUGCAGGUUGUGAUAAACCCUAAUUAUGAGGUUGCAGAAUCAGAUUACACCAACAACAUUAUGAAGUGCCGCUCCAGGUACGAUGGACAGCGGAUAUGGACAUACAACUGUCAUAUAGGUGGCUCACUGAGUUCAGAAACAGAGGAAACGUUCCCUGGAUUGCUGACCAAUCAGCUUUCACACAGGUAGACCAAAGCUGGACAACGCAGACAUAUGGACGGACAUUAGGGAAGAGUAUAUUAAUACUGGACAACCACUAGAGGGGGCUGUGCUGCUGUGCAUCCUUGCAGAGCUGGAUUGUUGUUGAGACCAGUGCUCAACUGGUACAAUAGAUGAUGAUUCAAUGGGAAAAUGAACUGCUUGCUUACUAAAUCUAUUAACCACAUUCAGCUGUACAAAAUUGUUCUUAUUCAUUAAGUGCCUUCAUCAGUGAAAUGAAGAGUUUAACCUGGUGCUUAUUGGGGGAGAUGUCAGGGAGGGCUGUAGCCAAAUAACUUAUUAAAUUAACGGUGCCAAAGGUUAUCCUGAUAGCCAAAGUUUCAAGAUUUUGGAAAAAGGAAAACUAUUAGAUCAGACUUUGAACCUGGAUGAAAAAUGCUAAGAUGCUAAAUCUGGUGCUAAAACUGAAUCUUGCACUGCAUGUAUUAACCCUGAAACAGUUUCAUAUAAAAGGGUCUGCGUCCACAGUAUUGGACAGUUCAAGUUAAAGGCUUUAACUAAACAAAAAAAUGCAGUACAUUGUUAUAAUUACUGUAAAGCAACACGUCACAUUUAUGGCAACAACUCAACUGACAAGACAAAUAACUUAUAAAGAUUGUAUUUCUAUAAAAGAUGACAACUUGUAACCAAAACUGUAAUAUAGGCUACUUAAAAGUUGGAUUUAUUUUUACAUUGUCUGUUCGGGCCCCUCCAAUGCUGAAAACCUAUGACAACAGUUGCUUUGAUUUGUAAAGACUUUCAGUGAUAAAUUGUCAGAAUUAAGCUGAGUGGGAAACUGCUUUUUUUUUCUUCCAAGAAUAUAUAUUCCACACACUUUCCCUAUUUAUUGAUUUCAUUCUUGGUUUCUACAAAAGACACAUUUUCAUCAUCAUGAUCUAUGUACCCCCUCAGCUUCUUUCUCAGUGUCUUAAUUUUGUUGUAUUAUUAUUGUCAGGGACUAUGAUGACAUUGUGGAUGUUCUGUAAAAGCCACACAUGUCUGUGAAAAUGCCUCCUUGUUGUUUUGUAAAUUAGUUUUUUUUAAUGCAACAAAGUGAAGGAUCCUUCAUUCUAAAAAGGGUACUUGUUGCUUGCUGCCUGACUGUUUUUAUUUUGUAUGCAUGGGUGAAUGUGGAAAAGCAUUACAUUAAAAAAUGGUUAAACCAGA